Messenger RNA from Prorocentrum cordatum, 2019 nucleotides. NCBI's taxonomy places the organism in Eukaryota, Dinophyceae, Prorocentrales, Prorocentraceae. The record is from the annotation of a GenBank genome assembly.
AGCGGCGCGCCGGCCGCAGGCGGGCCGCGGCCCGUUGGCGUCUCGCGGGCGCCCCCCCCCGCGUGGGCGCGGUUUGCGCCCUGGGGAGGCCGACGCCGAGGGUGGCAUGCCGGCGGCUGCGGCUGCGGCUGCGGCGGCACAGGCUGUUGCUGCGAGAGGCGAGCAAAAUGGGACGAAGACGCUGCUUCUUAGGAGCGGAGGCAUGCUGGGCAGCGCCAGCGGCGGGACGACCAAGUUGGCGACUUCGCUCUCAGGCACGGUGCCAGCGCCUUCCUCGGGCGUGACCUGGUCUCAGUUGCAGAACUUCUUGUUCCCGGCGAACCUGGAGCACCCCGAGUCCACGGGGCGCCUGGAGCUCUUCGCGCAGCACGGCCCGGUGGACCAGAGCAGCCGCCUGCGCGGCGGCCGGGGCGGCAAGCACGUGCACACGGACGCAGAAAUCCGCCUCAUGAUCAAGAACGAGACGCGGGAGGCGCUGUUCGCGGUGAUCGGCAAGCCGCGGGACACGGCCGAGGUGGUGGUAGACCAGCUGCUGCCAGUGGCCUUGGUGCACAACUACACGUUGUCCGAGAUCAAGCACAUCCUGAAGGACGUGCCCGUCGGGAGCAGCGGGCAGAUGGACUUUGCGGACCUCCAGGACGCCAUCCUCGCCAACCAGCAGCGCAGGCUGAAGGCUCUGGUGAAGCACCGCGGCGGCGUGGUGAAGGAACGCGGCCCCGUGGUACCUUACCAGAGCGCUGCGGCGGACGCGUUGAUGGAGGUGACCCGCAGGAAGAAGGUGUCCCACCCGGAGGAGCAGUUGGCGAGGCUGAAGAAGCUUCAGUCCGGUUGCACGCUGAUCGCUGGGCUGGAGGAGCAGAACCUGACCAACUCGCUCACGGCCAAUGUCCAGCUGAUCCGCGGGCUUGGCUCCGUCAGCGACAGGUGGGACCGCUACUGUGCCUUGAGGCGCACAGGCAAGAGCUCCUACGUGGAGGCGGGGCAGGAAAAUUCUGUAUGUUCACAUUGAUCGUGCGUUGAGCAAUUUCUGCUUGAGAGCGACUCGCGUAAGGGGACAGCCAAAGGCAAUCUCUGGAGGAGGUGGAUGAGCCAGCAGUAGAUCUCAGGCCAAUGGAAAUCAAUGCUCAAGCCAGAAUCCAGAAUGAUGUGGCCGUUCUCGAAUUUUUGACGGGCGUCGAUGGCACGUGGUUGUUUGAAAUCGGGGCGUUGCAAUUUUUCCACACCAGGUUUUUUCUCCCAGCAUCAUCGGGUCCGGGGGCCAUCACACAUGCCUUAAUAGAAACAGCAGAAAGAUGGGGCUAUGGAGCUCCAGUAGUGAGUGUCCGCGAUGCUGCAAUUUUUGUCACAACGUCGGAUCUCAGAGUUCAUUGGCCUUCUGCAUUCCCCCACGCAGCGAGAUGCAGCCCGCGAGCGCCACUCGGCGAUCUCACCCGCGAGGGCCGGAGAAUCUGAUUUUGUGCACAAGCGACGCUUGCCCCAGAACGCACCACUGCCCAUCCUGCCACCAAGGGACCCGCGCAAGAGCGGCGCGGCUAUCCUUGGAGCAGAUUAAAGGCCCAGUGGAGGGCCGCGGGAUCCAAGACCCGUCAUGACCCGUUUCCUUCACGCCAUUCGAGGUUUGUACAGUUUACGCAUUCCAUCCCACGGGCCAGGGCGAGUAGCUAUCCAGUGAGAUUUGUCAGAGGUGCAGAGGUCUUGACGCUUCACGCAUCCCCACCAGCCCAUCCACAAAAGAUGUCCGCGAGAGCUGUCUGCUUCGAGCGGCGAUAGAUGCACUCACUGCGGCGGCGUUUGGAGCAAGCUCGAACAGCCGUCACAUGGAACACGUCGCUUGACAGUGGGUUUUCUUAGCCCGUUCCAGGGCUCUUUGCGGCGACCGCUCGGACAACGCCGACGUGUGUCACGUGUGUCUCAUCUAUUGUUUUUUAGCCCAUGUUGCAUUGGCGAGAUUCGCUCAUGGAGCGGAGAUGGACGAUGACUUAAGAGAAGGAUUUUAAGACGAUGCGCACGACGUUGGCG